Messenger RNA from Peniophora sp. CBMAI 1063, 324 nucleotides. The record is from the annotation of a GenBank genome assembly. NCBI's taxonomy places the organism in Eukaryota, Fungi, Basidiomycota, Agaricomycetes, Russulales, Peniophoraceae.
AUGGCCGGCCUUUGUGCCCUUGGACUUGCAACUACAGUAUCGCAUCUACCAUGCCCGAAGCCUGCGUCUGAAAACACGAACUGUGCGCGCGGCGCUCCGACGCAUCUCCCGCCGCGCAACCCGACGACGCGCCCAACCCUAUCUCUCACCCUCAUAAGCGAUUCAUCCGGCCUCGGAACAAUGCCAAAGGCAAUCUCAAGGGCCUCCAGCGGGAUUUCAAAGCGGUAUAUAUCCCUGUUGAUCCCCUACUAUCGACCGGACGACGUAAUAAGCGACAGUUCGCAGCCUUUCGCCUCGACGACGGCGAUCUUCUCCUGGUACUAG